AUGGCGCCUUCUCAUGUUCCCUACGUUGACCCGCGGUGUGCCAUCUGCACUGCGCCGGCUGAGGCGUCCUGCGGAUGUGAGGCUCGCGCCUUGGAAGUCGCCAUUUCCCAGGCUGAGGGACGAUUUUUCAGCCCAAUGUUCAUGGAUGUCCGCUCUUGGGUCCGCGCCCGCGCCCGCGACUACAUCUUGGACUAUUACCGAGAGAUAUCCAAGCCGUGCAGGACCGCCUACGCCCGGCACCGCGACGUCAUCCGAGCCACAUACCGCGCCAAAUGCCCGCCCGAGGACCCCGAGCCCAACUACCGCAACGCCGAGCGCAUAUACCGCAAAAACAUCGACGAGGCCUGGUCCCUCGCCGUCCUGCGCUACCCAGAGGUCCUGGACUACUUCUUUUCUCUCGUCCAUAUAUCCCUCCCCGACGACCAGGACCCGGUCCUGCAACAACCGUCACCCGGGCGCCGCCGGCACGACGACAGCGACGACGGUCGUCCCCCCUUUAACCGCCUCGGCGAAUUCAGGCACCGUAGGCGCAGGGUCUUCGAGCCGAAGAGGUCGGCGCCGAUCCCCGCGUUUCCCAUACCCCCGCGGCAGCCCAACGGCCAGCCCGCGGUGGCGGGGCGGCCCGGUUGGCCGACGCCGCCCCCAUCGCCGCAGGCGUUUCCCCAGCAGCCGCAGCCGGGCGCCUGGUCGAUGCGGUAA
Molecule: messenger RNA, 699 nt
Organism: Cordyceps fumosorosea ARSEF 2679
Lineage: Eukaryota; Fungi; Ascomycota; Sordariomycetes; Hypocreales; Cordycipitaceae
Exons: 2
Coding region: 1-699 (232 amino acids)
Source: RefSeq, a predicted model, not a curated record